AUGGGUUUGACGAGAGUCCACCCUCUGCCCUCCAAGCUACGUCCAGCUGCCUCGCAUGAAGUCAGCGAUAGUCUGGGUGAUGUCAGCGCAGCCAAGAAGGCCGCAAAGAAGUUGAAGCAGGUGUACGAUGAGAGCAAGCUGCUGCGGGAGUUUCUGUUGUAUCUUGCAUUUGUUGCAGUCUUCUCUUUUGUCAGCUUUUGCUCAAAGCCCGGGAUCACUCAAUACCACCUGACUACGGAAGCAAAAAGUGUCUGGGGUCCAACCGACGUCAACCAGGUUGCUGACAUUUGGACUUGGUUGGAGAACACCUUUUUGACCACCACCUAUCCUCAGGUUGACUACAAUGGGGGGCUGUUGGACCGCACCAGUCGUCUAUAUGUUCUGGGUCAGGCUCGCCUGGCCGGGGGCAUCCGCCUGCGUCAGGUGCGCAGCCGCGACGUUCCGUGCCAGAUCCCGGGUAGCCUCAAGCAGGUCUACGGACAAAUUCAGCAGUGCACGUCACCGUACAGCUCCAGCAACCGGGAUCAUGAUCCGGUCUUAGCGGACCUGGCACCACCGCAGAACUUCACGCUGCCGCUUUUGUACCAAGACUACGGCGCGCUGAACACCUCCUCCUGGUACUGGCAGGCUGGCGAUUACAGCAAGUAUUCCCAGGACGGCUUCGCCCUCGACUUGAUCCCGAACCUUGGGCCGAAGGAUCUAGCGAAUCUGGUGCUAGGCUGCAGGCCAUUUUUGGAGGCGGGGCUCCGAGCCUGCAUGCAAAAGCAGGGUGUCAGUGCACCGUCAAUUUAUGGGCAACGCAUGGCACAAAAUGGCUCUCUACCCGCUCCUCUUCCAAACUGCAACCAGAGCGACCCGCUGCUCGUCCCCCCCUCCCUCGACGUAUCCCGCUGCGCGGCCGUCUGCCCCAGCAUGCCCUACGUCGGUUUCCAGCAGCUGCUCCAGCUGGCGAGCGACGCGCAGUGCGGACUGUGCGCGUGCCAGCCGGACCUCAGCCCCGUGUGCAGCCAGACCUGCAACGCUUCGGCGCUCGCCUCUCAGCAGAUGGCCCUCCUGCAAGCCAACGACUGGAUCGACCACAAAACCCGCGCGGUUAUCGUAGACCUAACCCUCUUUGAGGCGGACUACAACCUGUUCACCACCGUCCGGGUUCUCUUCGAGCUGCCGCCGUUCGGGGGAGCGUACGGAAAGCCCGUGGUGCGGACGAACCGGCUGUACAGAUACGUGACGUCAAUGGACAAAGUCGUGCUCGCGUUCGAAAUCAUUUUCUGCGCCAUGGUCGCCUGGUACACUCUGGAGGAAGGCUUUGAGCUGUACUGGGAGGGCUGGCGGGCAUACUUCUCCCAGGCGUGGAACAUCUGCGACUGGGCGAAUCUGGUUAUCUUUUACGCGGUCAUCGCGCUGCGGGUUACCGCCCUGGUCAGCCUUAACCGCUUUCGCUUGGAGGCGGACACCACCAAGUACGUCGACUUUCAAGCCAUCGGCUAUACGUCAACGCAGGAGCUCAACGUCAGCGCGCUCAACUUCUUCCUGGUCUACUUCAAGCUGUUCAAGUUCCUGAGCCGCGUUCCCCGCAUGGAGGUCAUCCUCUCGACGCUGACGCUCGCGGCCGUCGACUUAUGCCUCUUCUCCGUCACGGCGGUCAUCAUCAUGUUCGGCUUCAGCGCAGCGUUCUACGUCUGCUUCGGGAUGGAGGUGUACCGGUGGCGCACGCUGGGCGCCUCGCUCGGUUCGCUGGUGCGGCUUAUUUUGGGCGACAUCGACUACGACUCCAUGGUGCAGGCGAACGCCAUCAUGGCGCCCAUUCUGUUCUACACGUACGCCGGCGUCGUGUGGUUCAUUCUCAUGCAGAUGUUCGUCGCCAUCAUCACGGAGUCGUACCAGGAGAUCAAGGACAGCCAGCAG
Messenger RNA from Klebsormidium nitens, 1905 nucleotides. The record is from the annotation of a GenBank genome assembly. NCBI's taxonomy places the organism in Eukaryota, Viridiplantae, Streptophyta, Klebsormidiophyceae, Klebsormidiales, Klebsormidiaceae.